UCCGGUCCAGCAGAGUUCGCUGUUCGCUUCCCCCGCUUCGCUUCCCUCAGCGAAGCGUCGUCGACGCGGAACUCCGCUCCGUGUUUACGUCCCCGCUCUUUGUCCGCAGAAAGCAGUAAAAUGUGCGCCGUGCAGCUGCUGCGGGUGUCGGUCCACGAGCGGAUCAGCGCCGCCGCUGAAGACGUUCUGCUGCGGGUGGAAACGGGAGAAGAACCGGCGGAAGUCCCGGCGCUGAGAGCGCUGCUCACCGAGCGGCUCGCGGCGGCCGCGGAGGAGAUCGUCGGUGUGUUCGAGGAAACCGUGGCGGAGUACGAAGCCAGAGCUGAACGGGCAGAGCGGGAGGUCUGCCGCCAGAGGAGGCUGCUGGAGGCCGUGCUGAAGCCCGAAGUCCGGCUGCACAGAGCAGAGUUUCUGCAGUCGAUGAAGCUGAACCACCCAGAGCUCCAGUCUCCAGAUGACCCUGCAGACCUGAACCAGACAGAAGCUGAGCGAGUCGACAGCGAUGCUUCCUGCCCGUCGACGCCUCGCUCCGCCUCACCCACCUACCACCCGCCUGACUCACUGAGUAACUCGGCCGUCCACAGCGAUAGUGCUUCAGACAGCGACUGGACCACAAAGAGUCAGGCUCUGAGGCCCCCGAGGAAAAAGAAGAGAGGGCGGCCGCCCCUCGCCAUCAGAACCACUAAGCGAAAGAGGUCGACUCCGGAGAGUCUCAACUGCUACGUGUGUGGACGCUCUCUGCAGGGCAAAGGCUACCUGCUCAAACACGUCCUGAAGGUCUGCGCCGAGGACCCGGACUGCCGCUGCGGCUUCUGCGGCGAGCGACAAGGCUCUGCUGCCGACCUGGCGGCUCACCUGCAAACGCACCAGGAGAAGAGUAAAACCUGCUCCUUCUGCGGGAAAAGCUUCCGGUCGAUCCUGGCGCAGGAGUUGCACGUGCGGCUGCACACCGGAGAGAAACCGUACAGCUGCGACGUGUGCGGCAAGAAGUUCAGCCAGAAGGGCAACCUGACGUCACACAUGAGCGUCCACGCCGCGGAGAAACCCUUCAAAUGUAAAGAGUGCAGCCGGGCCUUCUGUCACAUGACGUCUUUAGAGCGACACAUGCAGAAGCACAGCGGCGAGGAGGUGCACUGCUGCAGUGUCUGCGGUCAGGAGUUCAGGAAGCAGCACAGCCUGCGACGGCACAUGGUGACGCAUCAGAAGGCAGACAAACCGAAGAGAUACCGUAGCUCUGCGCCGUCCUACCGCUGUAAAGUGUGCGGGGACGCCUUCGACAAGAGGACCUUGUUGGUGAAACAUGUCCAGACUCACCUGCAGGACCCGGACUGCCGCUGCGGGCUCUGCGGACACCAGUACGAGUCCGCCGCCAGCCUCGAUGCUCACCUGCGAUCCCACCGUGAGAUCGGCCACACCUGCCACAUCUGCGGGAAGUCGUUCCCGGCUCACGCGGCGCUGGAGAUGCACAUGAGGAUCCACACCGGUGAGAAACCUUACACUUGCAACUUCUGCGGGAAGUCCUUCAACCAGAGCGGCAACCUGAAGACGCACCUGAAGAUCCACACCGGUGAGAGGGCGUUCUCCUGCAGCCUCUGCGGGAAGGGCUUCACCCAGAAACAGACUCUGGACACUCACGUCCGCUUCCACAACAAGGAGAGACGCUUCCUGUGCCAGGUGUGCGGGAAGGGCUUCAUGCAGGACGUGGACCUGAAGAGACACAUCCUGAUCCACACCGGAGACAAACCGUACAGCUGCAGGGUGUGCGGGAAGAGCUUCCAGGCCAGACGAUCGCUCAACGGACACCUCAAAGUCCACAACGCAGGGGGGUCAGGACCGGAGCUGGAUCAGACCUUAGAGCAGCAGAACAUGGACAGUUUCCACUCAGGCUUCAUCCAGCUGUAGAGGCGGGGUCCAGUUUAAAGGACCAGACCGGGUUUUUGCAUGUGUUGUAGACUGAUGACUCAAAGCAACAAGAUUCAGCUUCUGUUUUCCUUCACUGUCAGUAACGGCGCCGACUGCGGGACAGAAUUAACAUCUUCCUGUUUUCCAUCUCGUGUCUUUGUUUUUACUCUGUAACAAAACCUGAGAUAAGAAGUACGGAUUUCUUAAAAUAGUCCAACAGUAACGAGAGUUAAUGUGACCCGUUACUUCCACCCCUGAUUCUCAGAGACUAGUUUAAAACUAGUGAUUCACUAAAUCAGGUCGCACCAUUAAGACUUGUGUAAAUGUGUUGCUAGGAAACAGCUGUCCUCGUGUCUUUGGACGCCCUGAAUCAAUCCCAGAUUUGUCAGAUCAGGUCUCAGAGCAGCUGAACAGGUCAUAACGGAAUAAAACCAGUUUCUGUUUUUCAAAGUAAAACAUUGUUUUGGCGUCCGCAAUGAAAAUAGACAGCGGCGCUGAUUCAGUUCUUUAAAACUUAAACCACAGUUUGAACGUGUUUUUUUCUUCAUUGAACAAAAGAAGCCAAAGAUGUUAAAUGUUUUUAACACAAGCAGCAGAACAGGAACUGAACAGAACUGAGGAACUCUGAUCGAGGGAUAAAUCCACACCCUGAACCAGCUGAUCCAGAACCAGCUGACAGAGCGUCUUCAGUCGGCUGGAUAAUAAAAUGUUCUGGUCAAAGUAAA
Micropterus dolomieu (smallmouth bass) is the source of this 2627-nucleotide messenger RNA. Its product is annotated as gastrula zinc finger protein XlCGF57.1-like. The transcript has 2 exons. Gene Ontology annotation, cellular component: nucleus. Bases 121 to 1902 code for a protein of 593 amino acids. NCBI's taxonomy places the organism in Eukaryota, Metazoa, Chordata, Actinopteri, Centrarchiformes, Centrarchidae. Gene Ontology annotation, biological process: regulation of transcription by RNA polymerase II. Gene Ontology annotation, molecular function: DNA-binding transcription activator activity, RNA polymerase II-specific; RNA polymerase II cis-regulatory region sequence-specific DNA binding. The record is from RefSeq and is a predicted model, not a curated record.